CUCCAUGAUCAAGCGUGAUCUCGUCCACACGGUUCCAAUUGGCUAGUCUUGAGCUAAGCUAUGAUCCUUGUCGCGAUGUCACCUAUAAGGGCUGACUCGCGGCGCACGACGCGACUCCGCUUUGCACUCCUGAAGCUAAAGGUCGAGAAUAAUCGUUCUGAUGAGCCAUCCGUGGAGCGAGCUCUCGAAGAUGCCCGUGCGGCUCAUAUGGCACACCCCGCAUCUCGCCAGUCCGGGGAUGAUGCGAGUCGCGGCGCCCUAGGUCAAGCCUUGCUCGGUUAGUCACGAGUCUAAUGAGGGGCUGGGUGUUAUUCUCGUAACACCGACACUCGUGACUCGGUCUCCUACCUCCUGUUGACGCUUCCUUACGGGGUCAAUGUCGCGCUCUCCUUGGGAGCGGCUUUCUGUGAGCUUAGUUUCCUUUCACACAUCCCAACAUCCAAGCCGAUCAUUGGGCGUUAUCAACUAAGAAUUCACUUUCGCAAUGGAGCUGGGGAACAGCAAGCCGCACGCCAGGCCACUGCCCCCGGGCGCCAGGCGUCGAGGUGCCGAAAGGACCAUUGCCUCAGCUACAGGAUCGCCUCUACCUAACUCUCCGGCGCUCCCCUCGGUCUCUGAGACAGGCACUGGUGACGAUUAUGUUGCUGCUAAGCAGCUAUCAGGCUCCAAGUCUCGUCAGCAGGUCGGACAGGAGAUAUCCAUCGAGGAUAUGGAGGCAGCUCUCCGCGGCGUAUCACGCGAAGAGCUUGUGUUGGCUUUGAAGAGGAGUAAAGAGUAUAUGGAUGCGCUCGAUGCGAAGUGCGAGGCGCAGCAGCUCACCAUCGAGGAGCAGCACGCUUCCAUUGAUGCUCUCAGCUCCUCAGUCUCUCUCGCAGAAGCCGAAUCGAGCUCGUUGCAAGGAGCUGUCAACGCCCGCGAGGAGCGCAUCGACGAGCUGCUUGCCGGUCAAGAUCGGACAGAAGAAGAGCUCGACCAGCUGCACGCAAUGGUCGCGCGCCUAAGCAAGCAGGUUCAAGAGGCCGAGAAGCUUCGAAACGAUGCCGAGAGGCGUUACACCGAGCAAGUCACGACAUCGGACAAGGAGAGAGAGUUCUUUGCAGAUACCGAGAAUCUCUUGAGUCAGCAAAAAGCUAACACAGCAUCGGCAAACGAACGCCUCAUGUCCGCCAAUGCGGAGCUGUUGCGCGAGAACGAGGUACUACAAGCUAGAAUCGCGCAGAGCAAGUCAAAUACUUUGGCGCCCAUGGAUCUCGAGUCCGAAGCGUCCCCUCCUUCCAAGCCAAACCCUGAAGUGACUUUGGCUGCCAGCAAGCGCGCUCUGGCUGACGAGAAAGCAACCAGCGCUUCGCUGCGUCAAGAGCGCGACACGCUUCAAAAGAGCUACAACGGCCUAGUUGACACUUUGAAAACAGUGCAACAGGAGCUAGGAGAUAUUCGUGAAGCGUACUCAGCUUUGCGGAAGGAGAGCUUAGGAUAUUUAGACAUGCUGGAGGAGAAGACUCUAAGCGGUGCUCUCAUCACGGAGAGUCGCGUUCUCAACCGUGCUUAUGGCGACAUGUCAAUCUCGGAUGGCAGUAUCGAUAGCGAGGAUGAGGGCGAAGAUACGCAAGGCGACACAAGCGUUGCUACUACGCAGAUCAGUGAGAAUACCAAUGGGGAUGUUGAGGACGUGCCGCCUCCCAGGAAGCCAAGGCGAUUUGUUAGCAAGCGCUCUUCGGCCCUUCCUGACAGUCCGGGCGCUCAGCGCAGUAUACACGCCCCGACGACGCUUGAGAAUGAGCUCGCAGAAGUGGACGAAGCAGCAGAUCAACGAGAAUCAAAGCGGCGAGAGCUCAAGGAGAGGCGAGACAGAGAAGGCGCUGGCGAGUCGAUGCCUACAGCGGUACCUGACCUUCAAAGGGAGGUCAAAGAGCUUCGCGAUGCAAACAAAGCUCUCACUCUGUACGUCUCCCGAAUUAUCGAUCGGAUUGUCACGCGUGCGCAAGGUUUCGAAGAUGUGCUUGCAAUCGACGACAGCUCUCAGGCGCGUGGUACAAGCAGUCGCUUGCGUGGACAACGCUCGAGACCACUUUUGGCCGUCAGCCCUCCGCGCUCCGCUGGCGCAUCAAGCAGCCCCAGUCAGGCUCAGAAAGCGCAAGCUGCCGCGGACAAAGCAGCAGAGGAGGCCAAGAAAGCCAGGCGCGCUAGCGGUGGUCUCCUCGGAUUUGGUCGACUUGCUUCUGAUCCCGAUGUCAGCCCUAACAAACAGACAGUCGGAGUCGGUUCUAGUCGACCGACGCCUCCCGCAAAGAACAGGCGGUCGGCUUCAAUUGACUGGAAGUCCUGGCUACCAGGCGCGGGCACUGCGCCGGAUCCUCGGGAGGCGCAAUUGCGUCCUUUGACACUGUCUCCGGCCAUGACUUCAACUUCGCGCGUUGUCUCUUCAGAGACUGAAGAAGGACGAGAAAAAUUGCGUGCCCAUUUCGAGAUGCAAGGUCUCUCACCGAUGGAGAUUAGAGCUGCUUUGGGAGACGGUUCAGCCUCGGUGCCCAGCUCGACACCCCUGGCAGAGAAGCGUGCCAGCGUUGGUACUUUCUUAUCGCGCGUCAUGCCAUUCGCACAGCCUGGACCACCGCCACCUGCCACGCCUUGACCGAUCGCCACCUCCGCCGACCUGAUUAUUGGGGUCGAAUCGUCCAUCGCCCGUAUAUGUCCCCGCUUUCGCCAGGUCCUCAGCUUAUGAAGAGACGUGUGCAUCAUCCAUAUACCACUGCCAUGCGCUUCGCAAGUCUUCCCGUACCCUGCUCGUAGAGGCUUAAUGAUCAUCGUAUUG
Ceraceosorus guamensis is the source of this 2812-nucleotide messenger RNA. RefSeq lists its product as hypothetical. The record is from RefSeq and is a predicted model, not a curated record. NCBI's taxonomy places the organism in Eukaryota, Fungi, Basidiomycota, Exobasidiomycetes, Ceraceosorales, Ceraceosoraceae. The transcript is spliced from 4 exons. Bases 485 to 2632 code for a protein of 715 amino acids.